Molecule: messenger RNA, 633 nt
Organism: Aspergillus bombycis
Lineage: Eukaryota; Fungi; Ascomycota; Eurotiomycetes; Eurotiales; Aspergillaceae
Exons: 2
Coding region: 1-633 (210 amino acids)
Biological process (GO): regulation of transcription by RNA polymerase II
Cellular component (GO): nucleus
Molecular function (GO): RNA polymerase II cis-regulatory region sequence-specific DNA binding; DNA-binding transcription factor activity, RNA polymerase II-specific
Source: RefSeq, a predicted model, not a curated record
AUGUCGGAUACUGCUCUUUCACCAAAUGCUGGCUCAUUUCAUCAUGUAUUCCCUGAUGGCCUUGGGCACAAGCCUACCAAUCCAUCGGGGCAGAACAACCUCGGGCUCCUUGCGAGUAAUUUCAAUAUGGGGCCAGUGCCUCCCAACCCAGCGGUCAUGCCAGAUAACGUGUUCCACUGCCCACCAUGGCAACCGUUGCACGAGGACUCCGUCGGUGCUCGAUCCACCUUAUACCAUGAUUUAGAGGCGGAGACCAAUUUGCGGAUGCCAACAAGUUUUCAAUCCGAUCUAGUCGCUACCGCUGGAUAUUCGUAUGGUCAUUUACCCAGCAACACAACAAUAACCCCUGUCCCCAUGCCAGUUGAACACCAGCCGAGAGAGGCACAACAGGAGACUCGUGCGAAGAAUAUGCAAGACAGUGGAAGGAAUUACCGACCUGUGCAGAGAUGUAAAUGGGAGGGCUGUACGUCCACAAAGAUUUUCAACCGCGAGGCCGACCUUGUGCGGCAUGUUCGGACCAUCCAUAUUGCUCCUCGGUCUUAUAGGUGCAAUGUCGAUGGUUGCUUCAAGUCCUUCAAUAGGGGUGAUAACCUCAAGGAGCAUAUGUUCAGGGUUCAUGAUUGUGACUGUUAG